AUGGAAAGACUUGCACGCGACGUAGCACGAGAUGAACCAACUUUGGAUCACACGAAUCCAUUCCUGGAUCACGAACGGUUUCGCAAAGAGAGGAAGAUUCUUCCCAGGAAAGGAAAUCGCCGGCGAAGCGAAACAAAACCCGAACGUGGUCUUUCCGAUGGUAAUUGCUUGGGAGGAGACAAUAUCCAUUUUUCCCCACAGAGCCCUCAUUUUGGGGUAUUCCGGCGAAGGUGCUCUUCUCUUCCGCCAGAAUUCGAUUCGUCGUCUAUGUCGAAGGAUUUUGUUGACGAAAAAUCGGAGUUUUGUCCAGGAGGAGUACCUCUAGUUUAUCGUGAUAUCGACAUGAAAUUCCUGAAGCAAAUGAAACGCUUCCCGUCUCGUCGUCAUACGCUUAUCCCUGAAUGUAGUGGUGUUCGUUCAACCCUUGACCUGCAAUCGCUUCGGUCACAUCCUACCUCCUCUAGUUUUCUUCAUUCCACUACUGCAACACUAUCUUCCUCUGAGGCCGACAGUCCUGGUGUACGAAUUGAACAAACUCCAGAGGUACUGCACAUUUCAUAUGAUAUACCGUAUAACUUGUAG
Messenger RNA from Ostertagia ostertagi, 582 nucleotides. NCBI's taxonomy places the organism in Eukaryota, Metazoa, Nematoda, Chromadorea, Rhabditida, Trichostrongylidae. The record is from the annotation of a GenBank genome assembly.